UAAAAGAGCCUCUUGGAACUCACUCCUGGAGAAGUAUCUUGUUGAUCUGUUGCAUGAGCACAACACCAUUCACUAUAGGGGUCAAAAUGGAUGGUCUUCAGAAGCCUGGAACAAAAUCGUGAAGGAGUUUCAUCAAAAAAAUACUUAUGUAUCAUACACAAAGAGCCAAAUCCAAGAAAAAGAGAAGGAGUUGAAAAGAGAGUAUCGAAUGCUCAAAGAGGCGAGGAUGUAAAGUGGAGUAGGAUGGAAUGAUACAAGGUCUAUGAUUGAAGCAGAAGAUGCUCUUUGGGACAACCUGGUCAUUUCAUUCCCCAAAAUAAAAAGGUUCAAAACCAAGUCAUUUCCUUUGUUUGAUGCCCUGGGGGAGUUGUAUGAUGGGAAAAUAGCUGAAGGGACCUAUAAUGUCAAUUCUACCCAGCCACCAAAAUAUCCAGAUCUUACACAAGCAGAUGAUGGAGAUGAGCUCAGUCACACUGAGCGUGAAUUUCCAAGGUUUGAAGAGACUUGGGCUUACAAUGUAGAACAAGAUGCAGACUUGACAGAGCACAUCACAAUCGGGGAUGAAGAUGGAAGUGUGGCAAGGACUGAGGCAAGGACGGAUGAAAGUGUGGCAAGGACGGAGGCACGGACGGAUGAAAGUGUGGCAAGAACUAACCCAAGGACAAACAAGAGAGCUACUGCUGCUACAGACAGAAACAAGGAAGAGAAAGAGACUAAGAAGCCAAAGGAGCAAAGUAGCAAUGAGAUCGCGGGAAGUAUGGACAGGUACAUCGAGAUGAGGGAAAAGCAGUUUGCUAUAGAAUCUGCCCUGUUGGCAGGUGAGAAGAAGGGUGCUCAAAGUGGAGAUUACUCGAUCAAGAGAUGCAUCUCUGAAAUGAUGACAAUGGCAUUGUCAACCGAUGAGAAAGCUCCAGCGGGUGAUGUAUUCAAAGAUCCAGAUAACAGAGAAAUCUUCUUGAGCUCAAAAGAGGAUGAUCCCGAAGUAGCUCUGGUUUGGUUAAAGAAAGCACUGGCCAAACUAUCAUAAGUGGCCUGAAGGUAU
Lolium perenne is the source of this 1042-nucleotide messenger RNA. The record is from RefSeq and is a predicted model, not a curated record. NCBI's taxonomy places the organism in Eukaryota, Viridiplantae, Streptophyta, Magnoliopsida, Poales, Poaceae.